AUGAAAAGUUAUCAGAAAAUUGGAGUCAGGAACUACCAGAAAUCUGAUCACCCACGCCUGCGGUGGACACCUCAACUCCAUGAACUGUUUGUUGAAGCUGUUGAAAGUCUUGGUGGAAAACACAAAGCAACACCCAAGCGCAUUCUGCAGACGAUGAGUGUGAAGGGACUGAAAAUUUCUCAUGUCAAAAGCCAUCUGCAGAAUGCUCAUACCCCAGAACUCAGCAGAUUGUCUAUGGAUGAAGAAACUUGUCAACUAUAUGGAUUUUGUGAGCUCUCAUUAUCAUUUAAUCCGACUGUUACUACCAUGGCCCAGUUCCGAAAAGAAAGCGAGUUGUGGCCUUCUGCUGAUGAACACAAUACUUCUCAGUCCAGCUCAACUGGAAAUUUCAGUAACAUUCAGGAUUUCCAAGAGGUUGGAAGCAAUGAUAUAAACUUGGACUUAACCAUUUGA
Messenger RNA from Prunus armeniaca (apricot), 453 nucleotides. The record is from the annotation of a GenBank genome assembly. NCBI's taxonomy places the organism in Eukaryota, Viridiplantae, Streptophyta, Magnoliopsida, Rosales, Rosaceae.